This is a messenger RNA of Astyanax mexicanus (Mexican tetra), 1695 nucleotides long. RefSeq names its product aldo-keto reductase family 1 member B1. Lineage: Eukaryota; Metazoa; Chordata; Actinopteri; Characiformes; Acestrorhamphidae. The record is from RefSeq and is a predicted model, not a curated record. The coding region runs from base 132 to 1082 and encodes 316 amino acids. Gene Ontology annotation, molecular function: aldose reductase (NADPH) activity. The transcript is spliced from 10 exons. Gene Ontology annotation, cellular component: cytosol.
UCCUCAGUAAGUUUGGAGGGGUGGCCUCAGACGUGGCCAAUCAAAUGCUGAAGUUAGGCUUUUCUCUGGUGAGCUGCUUGUGUUCACAAAGAGAUUUAACUUCUGGUGAAAUUCAGUAAAACUGCUUCAUCAUGACGUCCAGCAUCGAUCUCAACACUGGGGCACAGAUGCCCAUUAUAGGCCUGGGGACCUGGAAGGCGUCUCCGGGGCAGGUAGAAGAAGCUGUGAAAACAGCUAUACUCACUGGUUAUCGUCACAUUGAUGGGGCCUAUUUUUAUGAGAAUGAGAAAGAGGUCGGGGUCGCUGUUCGUGCCAUGAUUGAUGAAGGAGUGGUGAAAAGAGAGGAACUCUUUAUUGUCAGUAAGCUGUGGUGCACCUUCCAUGAGAGACAUCUGGUCAGAGGAGCCUGUGAGACGACCUUGAGAGAUCUGAACCUUGACUAUCUGGAUUUAUACCUAAUUCACUUCCCAAUGGGCUUUAAGCCUGGAGAAGAGAGUUUCCCUUUUGAUGCCGAGGGACAAGUCAUUCCAGAUAACAGCAACUUUCUGGAGACAUGGGAGGAAAUGGAGAAGCUGGUGGAUGCUGGGCUGGUCAAGGCCAUUGGUAUCUCUAACUUCAAUCGAGAGCAGACUGAAGCAAUCCUGAACAAACCAGACCUCAAAUAUAAACCAGCAAACAACCAGAUUGAGUGUCAUCCCUAUCUGACACAAGUGAAGCUGAUCAACUACUGUCAGUCUAAGGGCAUCUCCGUGACCGCAUACGGUCCUCUGGGAUCCCCUGAGAGACCAUGGGCGAAGGCAGAUGAGCAGUCCCUAUUGGAGGACCCAAAGAUCAAGGCCAUAGCUGCUAAAUAUAAUAAGACAACGGCACAGGUUCUAAUCCGGUUCCACAUUGAGCGGAAUGUUUCAGUUAUUCCCAAAUCUUCCAAUCCAGGGAGAAUUAAAGAAAAUUUUCAGGUGUUUGAUUUUAAGCUGAAUGAGGAGGAAAUGAGCACCAUUCUCAGCUUCAACAGGAACUGGAGAGCAUUUCCAAUGGAGUGGGCUACCAAGCACAAGGACUUUCCACUGAACGCAGAAUACUAAAGCUCAGUUAUUACACACAGUCAGGACAAUGCUUCUGAACUACAAUUAAGCUCAAACAUCAUAUAUAUUAGAAACACUAUAAUAAAAAUUUAAUGGUAUAAUAUAAUAUUUUGUUCAUUAGAGAUUCUAUAUUGACUUGAUUUAGCUGUAAAUGUGAUUAUUUGUCGCCACUGCAGACGUUGCCCAACUCGUCUUGUGCUUGUUUUUGUAGGUUCAGUUUCGUCAAUCUGGCAACCCACAUCAGCUUUGCCAGUGGGUGCCAAUUUAUAUAAUUUAUAUAUUUUCUGUCAUUUAGAACAUAUAAUUCAUUCAAUUUAUUGUUCUUUACACUUUUGCAAAGAAAAAUAGUAAUAUCCUGACAGAAAUAUUUAUUGGAAUAUUUACACUCUUUUUAUGUAGGGGCGUAGAUUAACAUAACACGUAUAGGAGAUUUAUGGUGGAGAAUAUAAUCAUCAUAUUUAACCUUAUGUGGUGCUUGGGAGAUAUACUGAGAUAUAUACCACGAUAAUGAAGGUAUCAGGAAGGUAUAAGAUUAUCAUGGUUUAUUUUUUUUCAUUUUUAAGUUUUGUACUCAGCCACUGUUUGAGUGAAUACAGAACAAUAGGGUCAUAAA